Molecule: messenger RNA, 3480 nt
Organism: Amaranthus tricolor (Joseph's coat)
Lineage: Eukaryota; Viridiplantae; Streptophyta; Magnoliopsida; Caryophyllales; Amaranthaceae
Product: pentatricopeptide repeat-containing protein At3g25210, mitochondrial
Exons: 2
Coding region: 122-1210 (362 amino acids)
Molecular function (GO): protein binding
Source: RefSeq, a predicted model, not a curated record
UCCAUCAAAGCAAAGUGCUCAAUUUUCAUUAAACCCAAAUCAUCGAUUUCACAACUAUCUUUCACAAAACCUCCAAAUUGACACUUCUAGAACUUUCUAUCAUCUCCAUCCUUACACCACCAUGACAACCACCCUCCUCCGCCGCGCACUCACUACAACUCUCCGUCCGAUUCUCUCUCUCCGCCAUUUCUCAACACCACUUCCACAAACCCACUUCUCUAAAACCCAAACCCCAUGCGAACAACAAUUCUUAGCUUGGGUUCAAUACCUCAAACCCGGAUUCACAUCUUCAGAUGUCAAUCAUGCUCUUACCUCCCAAUCCGACCCGGAUUUAGCCUACGAUAUUUUCCGUUGGACUUCUCAUCAACGUGGGUUCACCCACGAUUCCUCCACUUACCUAACCAUGAUCCAGAUUUCCAUUUCGGGUCGCCGUCAUCGUCAUGCUGAAGCCCUUCUAGAAGAGGUUCUUGCUGGUGCUUGUCCUGUUACCCUCCCUCUUUACAAUUCAUUGAUUAAAUUCUGCUGUUCUCAUCGUUGUUUAUUUAAGCGUGCUUUUGAUGUUUACAAGAAAAUGUUAAAUGAACCUGCCCCUGAUUGUAAACCUAAUUUACAUACUUUUGCUUUGUUAUUCAAUGUUUUGCUUAAGAGGUUCAAUAAGUUGAAUGUUAGUUAUGUUUAUUUAAAUUCUGUGAGAUCCUUGAAUAAGCAGAUGAAGGUACUUGGUAUUGUGCCUGAUACUUAUGUGUUGAAUAUGAUAAUCAAGGCGUAUGCCAAGUGUUUACAGGUGGAUGAGGCAAUUCGGGUUUUUCGAGAGAUGGGUUUGUAUAGAUGUGAGCCAAAUGAGUUUAGUUUUAGUUAUUUGGUUAAAGGGUGUUGUGAGAAAGGGAGGGUUUGGCAAGGGUUUGGAUUUUUUAAGGAGAUGAGGGAGAAAGAAUUCGUGCCAACAAGUAGUUCGUAUAUGGUUUUGGUUUGUAGUUUGGCGUUGGAAAGGAAGUUUGAGGACGCAGUUAAGGUCUUGCACGACAUGUUGGAGAAUUCAAUGAAGCCGGAUUUUUUGACGUAUCGGACUUUGUUGGAGGAGAUGUGUAGGGAUGGAAGGGGUAAUGAUGCAUUGGAGGUUCUUGAGGAGUUUAGGAAGAAGGAUGUUUCGAUGUGCAUGAAGAAUUAUCGAACAUUAUUGGAUAACUUGCAUUUUGUGCAUAGGGACUAGGGAGUAAGGGAUGUGAUGAGGAUAUUUGGUUGUUUUUUGAAUGAUGCCCAUCAAAUUCGGAAUAAUAAGCUUAUAGUUGAUGGAUGUUUUCAUUGAGAGUUUGAGACAUGAUUUAUGUACAUUCACUUUUAGAAUUUGUAAUUCGCUCAAAUGUUGCUCUAAAGUGACCAUAAUUUGCUUUUUUUACUCGUGAUUCAUGAGGAGAUUAGCGCAUCAUGCUAUACUGUUUCUAUCCAUUUUAAGGUCUUUAUAUAGAACAUGGGUUACAAUUGUUAUGGUGGCUCUAUGGAAAGGUUAGUCAAUUAAUGUUAUAAGCUUGAAGAUGCGUAGAAAGCUACCAUACUAGAAAUCAAUCAGGGAAAUUGGUUCUGAAGUAUUCUUUUAUUCAAGUGAUUCAACCAAAUUAUUAUUAGAAUCUCAAUUCAUGAUAGGAAGGUUCUGAAUCUUUCUUCAACUUGGUUGUAUUCACUAAAUCAAUCUACAUAUCAGGGAAAUUGGUUAAGAGUCUUGGUUUUGUUGAAUCCAAAACUUUUGUGAGAGGCAAAUGCUUUGGGCUAAUUAGAAAUGGACAAUGAUAUAGAUGUCGUAGUAGAGUUGAUUUGUUAAUGGAUUACGGUCUACUUUAAUACAACAUCGCAAUUGGAAGGAUACCCGUGAUUUCUAAUGGAGUUGCACGUUAUCUAAGUCAAGCUUUUUGUCAGGGCCACUCCCUUUCUACCAGCAUAAUGAUUUUCUCUAAGGAUGAUAAAGAACAUAAAGGUUUCGAGCUUCUCAGAAGGUCUGCUUGUUAAUUAGUACAUUGUUUUUGCAAUGUAUACUUGAUCUUUCUCGAGCCAAAUGAAUCUUUGACCGCAUCCUUCUUUAUGGGUAUGAGUUGCCACAUUCCUUCCCUCCUCAGACUCUGAUCAUAGUUUCCAUGGUAUGAUGCACUGGGUAUGAUGAUAAUAGAAUAGUCGUCAAAAGAAACUGUUGCACAAUUUCCAAUCUUCUCCGGGCAUGGUUAUAAUGUAAUACUAUCUAAUAUCAAAUUGGCAGAUUUCAAGAUUUUCAUUUCUUGAUUAUAUUGGUCAAGUUUUUGUCAAAGUUUGUUACUAGAUUAUCUGAAAAAAAAAUGGUAGUUCGAGUAUAGAUCGAGAAUUUAAGUGCACUUUCUGGAAUCAAUUAUGCGGGUUUUGAGGGUUACCAUUAUUAAGGCAUUUUAAGCAGCAAUCCAAAUUUGUAUGGGCGUGUCCUCGCUCACCUAUGAAGGAGCAAGUUACAGCCUUACAGGUAUGAAUGUAUGAUGCUAGCUUCAUAACUAGUAAUAGUACCGACAAAAGGUGAAAUCGUUCCAGAGGUCUGUUAUGCUUGCUGUAAGAGUCGGGCCUUGCAAUAUAAUAUCGUCCCAUGUCUCAUAGCACUUGGAUAUUUCAGUAUCAACUAUUUCAUCCCCGCGAUCAGCAGCAAUGUUGGACUCGAGGAAUUGUAGUAAGAGUUGCGAGGUUGAUCAAGGGACAUGUUUUAUUCAGGUUGCAGAGUUUGAGGCUUUGAGCAGUGUUAUCUGGGUGUCCAAAUGCAUCAAGAUCACGUUUGACAAGGAAUAACAAUUAUUCUCGUGGGAUGAAGAUUCACCGGAAGAUAAGAAAUCCUUCACCAACUCCAAACUCUCUAGAAAUCCCAUUAAUUUACCACCGUAAAGACCUUGGUGAGUAUCGUGUGGUUGCCUAGCAGUUGAAGGACUUUCGUUUUCACCGGAUUGAUAAGGGUUUGAUACUCACCUCCUACUGACAAGAUUAACUCUUGGCCUUGUUUCGGAACCCAAAGGUCUCCUUGUUGAUGGCAGCCAAAAAGUAUUGGUGCACAAACAACUACUUUUUGAUGAUAAAGACUUUCAGUCAAUACUCAAUCUGUUUCUUUGAGUUUGUAUCAUAUGAUUCAAAAAACUUACACACAAUUAAGUUAUAUGGUGUAAACUCAAAGAGAUAAAUAAAUUAUAGCUCAAGUUUUGUUUCUUUUCAAUGAUUCUGAUUUCAAGCUAUAUGAAAGUUCGGAGUUAGAUUUUAUUGUCAAAUUAGAUGAGAAUAAUUUGUCAAUUUCACAACUAAAAGAGAAACUCGUGGUUUGUAUCUAUGCUAUAAUGGAAGAUUUAUUCGUUUACUCAAACUAAUUUAUCAAUUUAUUUAUUUGAGUGUAAGUAAAAUAUUAUAUGAUUUUUAGUUUUUGUUUGCAUUUUGGACGUUUUUUUUUUAAAUUCAAACAACAUUGAUUCUUUUAUGGUGUUUUUGAUCAGA